Penicillium canescens is the source of this 228-nucleotide messenger RNA. RefSeq lists its product as uncharacterized. The transcript has a single exon. The record is from RefSeq and is a predicted model, not a curated record. NCBI's taxonomy places the organism in Eukaryota, Fungi, Ascomycota, Eurotiomycetes, Eurotiales, Aspergillaceae. Bases 1 to 228 code for a protein of 75 amino acids.
AUGGGAACCAUAAUCAACGCUUCCGGCGUGCUAGUAGCGGACCUAACUUUCCCGCACAACGAAACAUAUGCGCCCACCAAAAAGUUGCCUGUUGUCUUUGCUUUCCAGAGUUUCGAGCGCUCGAGGUACCUGAACCCCAAAAUUACUUACACCAUGUGGGAUUUGGAUGAGAAGAACGAAUCCCUGACUCCGUACCAUGAUUUCCAUGGUUCCAAUUGGGCAAACUAG